Suncus etruscus (white-toothed pygmy shrew) is the source of this 1314-nucleotide messenger RNA. RefSeq names its product proteasome 26S subunit, non-ATPase 8 (gene PSMD8). The transcript has 7 exons. Gene Ontology annotation, cellular component: proteasome regulatory particle, lid subcomplex; cytosol; nucleus. The coding region runs from base 43 to 906 and encodes 287 amino acids. Gene Ontology annotation, biological process: proteasome-mediated ubiquitin-dependent protein catabolic process. The record is from RefSeq and is a predicted model, not a curated record. Lineage: Eukaryota; Metazoa; Chordata; Mammalia; Eulipotyphla; Soricidae.
CGCUGCCGUAAGUGCAGCCGGCGGUUUGCCGCAUCACGGAAGAUGGCGGCGGCGGCGCUGAACGGGGCGGCGGGCGUCUCGAGCUCGGGGCCGGCGGCGGCCUCGGGCGCCGUCUUGCAGGCCGCGGCCGGCAUGUACGAGCAGCUCAAGGGCGAGUGGAACCGUAAGAGCCCCAAUCUCAGCAAGUGCGGCGAAGAGCUGGGCCGGCUCAAGCUGGUUCUCCUGGAACUCAACUUCCUGCCAACCACUGGGACCAAACUGACCAAGCAACAACUCAUUCUGGCCCGUGACAUAUUGGAGAUUGGAGCCCAGUGGAGCAUCCUCCGCAAGGACAUCCCUUCCUUCGAGCGCUACAUGGCCCAGCUCAAAUGCUACUACUUUGAUUACAAGGAGCAGCUCCCUGAAUCAGCCUACAUGCAUCAGCUCUUGGGCCUCAACCUUCUCUUCCUGCUGUCCCAGAACCGGGUGGCUGAAUUCCACACCGAGCUGGAGCGGCUGCCUGCCAAGGACAUCCAGACCAAUGUGUACAUCAAACAUCCUGUAUCCCUCGAGCAGUACCUGAUGGAGGGCAGUUACAACAAAGUCUUCCUGGCCAAAGGCAACAUCCCGGCCGAGAGCUACACCUUCUUCAUCGACAUCCUGCUUGAUACCAUCAGGGAUGAGAUUGCUGGGUGCAUAGAGAAGGCCUAUGAGAAAAUCCUCUUCACCGAAGCCACGCGGAUCCUCUUCUUCACCACCCCCAAAAAGAUGACUGACUACGCCAAGAAGCGCGGGUGGGUCCUGGGCCUCAACAACUAUUACAGCUUUGCCAGCCAGCAGCAGAAGCCAGAAGACACCACCAUCCCCUCCACAGAACUGGCCAAGCAGGUCAUAGAGUACGCGAGGCAGCUGGAGAUGAUCGUCUGAGCCUGCUGGCCGGGACUGGGCCAGGCCAGCGCUGAGGUUCCGGGCAAGGCUUCCUCCAAUAAAUGGAUUGACAUUCUCUCAGGCCCAUGUCUCCCCCAAGAACACGAGGAGACAGGUUCUUAACUGAAGUGAAAUUUGGGGGCCCCGGGUGGGAGGGUCAGCCUCUGUCCAGUGGUCUUUCUCAAGACCUCAGACACAGCUACCCACGGCCAAGGCACCUAUUGACACUGACCUUUGGGGCAUAAAGGGCCCGGGAGGAGGGACUGUGGGGCCCGCUGCGGGCCUGCAGGAAGGCCAGGCCAAGGCACCUUUUCUUUUUCUGUUAAGCAAAGUGAGUGGAUGGAGUUGCUGAUCCCAAAAAGAUGUUUUUAGUGAUUGAAACAAAUGAUUAAAACUUGUGAAAUGGAA